GCUGACCAUGGACGUUGACGGCGCGUCCUCACCGCCUCUCCGCUACACAUCCCUCCCCCCUAGCAGCGCCCCCGUGCCCACACCGUCCUCUCCCGGCCCAUCUCGAGCCACCCCCAGACGAAACCGCCAACAGUCCGACGCUCUCGGCCUCUCUGACAAUGAGGCUCAAGCGGUCGAGGACGACGCUCCGCAACCGUCCCGCAGACGGGGUCGAGCGAGGAAUCAGAUGGGUGCAGACGUUCCUAUUGUCAAGGACGGUGUAGGCGAGAAGGUACAGGAGGCAUUCGAGACUUUCCUCAGAACAUUUACCGAAGAAGUUGACCUCGCGCCUACACCAGCUUCUGAAGCAGGCGUCCCCUCCGCACCCGACGGCGAACUCAUUUAUAUCGAACAGAUCCACACCAUGCGCGACUUCGAGCUCACUACCCUGUACGUCGACUAUGGACACCUCAUCAAGCUGGACGAAACCCUCGCCGAAGCGCUCACAAAGCAAUACUACCGCUUCCUUCCUUUCAUUCGACGUGCAGUCCACAAUCUCGUCGCCGAAUUCGAACCGGAUUACCUCAAAAUCAAUCCCACCGCCGCUGCCACGGACUCGGUGAACCUAGAAUCUCGAGAGUUCAACGUCGCGUUCUACAGUUUGCCACUCGUGUCUGGUAUACGCGAUCUGAAGACAGAGAGAAUCGGGACUCUGAUGAGCAUCAGUGGAACCGUGACGCGGACGAGUGAGGUUCGCCCCGAACUACUUUACGGUAGCUUCAUAUGCGAGGUCUGCGGCGGUCUCGUCAAUGACAUUGAGCAACAGUUUAAAUACACCGAGCCCAGCUUGUGCCCCAACCCCAUUUGCGGAAACCGCACAGCUUGGCAGCUCCAGAUAGACACCUCCAAGUUCACUGACUGGCAGAAAGUCCGCAUCCAAGAAAACCCGUCAGAGAUUCCUACCGGCUCCAUGCCGCGGUCUUUGGACGUCAUCCUGCGCUCGGAGCUUGUCGAGCGUGCCAAGGCUGGUGACAAGUGUGUGUUCACAGGAACGUUCAUCGUCGUGCCCGACGUCAGCUCGCUUGGCCUCCCUGGUGGCGAGAACGCGACAUUGCAACGAGAGUCGGCGCGUGCGCAGGGCGGCACUGCGGCGUCGAGCAUCGGCGGCGCUGGCGUGACUGGCCUGAAGAGUCUAGGCGUGCGGGAUUUGCAGUACAAGACUGCAUUCUUGGCGUGCAUGGUCCAAGAUGCGGAUGGUUAUCGUCGUAACAAUGUCCGGGGAGAAGAGAAUGGCGAGGAGAGCAACACGGAUGCUUUCGCAAACUCCUUGACGGAUCCUGAGUUGCAGGAGCUACAGCAUAUGAUACAAGACGAGCACAUCUACUCGCGUCUGGUCGGAAGCAUUGCCCCAACUGUGUAUGGGCACGAGAUCGUCAAGAAGGGUCUGCUUCUCCAGCUCAUGGGCGGAGUGCAUAAGCAGACUCCAGAGGGCAUGCACCUACGUGGAGACAUCAACAUCUGCAUUGUUGGCGACCCGUCCACGUCCAAAUCCCAGUUCCUCAAGUAUAUCUGCUCGUUCCUCCCUCGUGCGGUCUACACGUCCGGCAAGGCCUCCUCAGCAGCGGGUCUCACGGCCGCAGUCGUCAAGGACGAGGAGACGGGCGACUUCACGAUCGAAGCCGGCGCACUCAUGCUCGCGGACAACGGCAUCUGCGCGAUCGACGAGUUCGACAAGAUGGACAUCUCGGACCAGGUCGCGAUCCACGAGGCGAUGGAGCAGCAGACGAUCUCGAUCGCCAAGGCGGGCAUCCACGCGACGCUCAACGCGCGCACGUCCAUCCUCGCCGCCGCGAACCCGAUCGGGGGCCGGUACGACAGGAAGAAGAGUUUGAGGGCGAACGUCGCGAUGACGGCGCCGAUCAUGAGUCGGUUCGACUUGUUCUUUGUGGUGCUGGACGAGUGCGACGAGAAGAGCGAUUUGAACAUCGCGAAGCACAUCGUGAACGUGCAUCGGUUCCAGGACCAGGCUAUCGAUCCGGAGUUUAGCACGGAGGCGCUGCAGAGGUAUAUUCGGUAUGCGAGGACGUUCAACCCCAAGAUGACGCCUGAGGCGGCGGAUGUCCUGGUCGAGAAGUAUCGUAUACUCCGACAGGAUGACGCGUCUGGCGCAAGCAGGAACUCGUACCGCAUCACGGUUCGUCAGCUCGAGAGUAUGAUCCGUCUCAGCGAGGCCAUUGCGCGGGCGAAUUGCAAAACAGAGAUUACACCCGCGUUCGUCCGCGAGGCCUUCUCCCUCCUCCGACAAUCCAUCAUCCACGUCGAACAAGACGAUAUCGACUUCGACGAGGAAGAGCUCCGGGGCGAGCGCGAAGGGGACCGCCGCCCUCGCGCGUCCUCGCACGUCGACGGCGAGGACAGCCAGGACGUCGAGAUGUCCGGCCUCCAGUCCGGGGUCGACGACAUGUACGAGCCGGGCGCGAGCGGCGCGAACGGCCCGUCGUCGCACGCGCCGUCGCGGGCGACGAGCCAGGUGCCCCAGCCACAAGGCGAGCAAGGGGGCCCCGCGCAGCAGCCGAAGCCGAAGCGGAGGAUGGUCAUCACGCACGACAAGUAUGUGACGCUGCAGAGCCUGAUCGUGCUGCACCUGUCGCAGGUCGAGCGGGAGACGGGGACGGGGAUGGACAGGGACGAGCUGAUCGACUGGUACUUGGAGCUGAAGGAGGAGGAGAUUCAGGAUGUGGAGGAGCUCGAGUACGAGAAGGAGCUGAUCACGAAAAUGCUGAGGAAGCUCGUCAAGGACAACUACCUGAUUGAAAUCAGGGGAGACGUCCAGGACUCGCUGCCGCCGUCAAUGGAGGAGAGCAGUGGGCAGCAGACCGCCGACUCGCAGGAGGGCAAUGUCCGUGUGUACUACAUGGUCCAUCCUUCUGUCGAUACGGAGAGCUCGUCGUCUGUAUAGUGAUCAUGGUAAUCUACGCUGCCGAUGCGGUGUCGGUUGGUUUCUCUCUCUGGGAUCGUUACCUCGUUUUGGUGAACCGCUGCUGUGUCCACGCUGUCCGACCGAGUCGUCUGUAGCUCACGUUGUAUGUAUGUCAUGUGUAGUAUAUGUGCUAGUAGUGUCAAAAGCAAUCAGAAUGAACUAUCUUGUCGAAG
Dichomitus squalens LYAD-421 SS1 is the source of this 3132-nucleotide messenger RNA. Its product is annotated as mis5 protein. NCBI's taxonomy places the organism in Eukaryota, Fungi, Basidiomycota, Agaricomycetes, Polyporales, Polyporaceae. Gene Ontology annotation, cellular component: MCM complex; nucleus. The transcript has 8 exons. Bases 8 to 2938 code for a protein of 976 amino acids. The record is from RefSeq and is a predicted model, not a curated record. Gene Ontology annotation, biological process: double-strand break repair via break-induced replication; mitotic DNA replication; DNA replication initiation. Gene Ontology annotation, molecular function: ATP binding; single-stranded 3'-5' DNA helicase activity; single-stranded DNA binding.